Messenger RNA from Suncus etruscus (white-toothed pygmy shrew), 1017 nucleotides. Its product is annotated as olfactory receptor 52E8-like. Bases 1 to 1017 code for a protein of 338 amino acids. Gene Ontology annotation, cellular component: membrane. Gene Ontology annotation, biological process: G protein-coupled receptor signaling pathway. Gene Ontology annotation, molecular function: olfactory receptor activity; G protein-coupled receptor activity. The transcript has a single exon. Lineage: Eukaryota; Metazoa; Chordata; Mammalia; Eulipotyphla; Soricidae. The record is from RefSeq and is a predicted model, not a curated record.
AUGGGUGAAACUGGAAAUACCAGCAGCUUCAACAAUUCCUACACCAACUUCUUCCUGGUAGGCUUCCCUGGGUUGAAAGAGUGGCGACCUCUCCUGGUGCUGCCUCUCACCUUCCUCUACAUUUCCAUCAUCUCUGCCAAUGGCCUGAUCAUCCAUACAGUGGUUCUCCAGCGGAGCCUUCAUCAGCCGAUGUACGUGCUCAUUGCUCUGCUCCUGGCCGUCAAUAUCUGUGCUGCCACAGCCAUUAUGCCCAAAAUGCUGGAAGGCUUUGUACAUUAUGCUAACCCCAUAUCACUGCAAGGCUGCCUGACUCAAAUGUUCUUUAUCUACUUCACUCUCCUUUUAGACUACAACCUCCUAUUGGCCAUGGCCCUAGACCGCUAUGUGGCCAUUUGUCACCCACUCCGUUAUACAGACCUGAUGACCUCCCGUUUGUUGGGCAUCCUGGCCACUCUUGCCCUGGCCAGGAGCCUGGGAGUGGCGGUGCCCCUUGUGGUGCUGACUUCACGAGCUCAGUUCUGCCGCACAACUAUCAUUCGACACUUCACUUGUGAGUACAUUGCACUGCUGAGCAUAGCUUGUGGAGACUUGACCUUUAACAACAGGUUAGGGUUGGCCAUGCGGUUGAUCACUGUGACUUUUGAUCUAACCCUGUUAGGAAGCUCCUAUACCCGCAUCAUCUAUGCUGCUUUUCAGAUUUCUUCUGGGGGAGCCCGAGCCAAAGCCUUGAAUACAUGUGGCUCUCACUUACUGGUCAUCCUCACCAUUUACCUCUCUGGUCUCUCCACUUCCAUCGUCUUCCGAGUGGCCAAAUCUGUGUCACAGGAUGUUCAGAACUUGCUCAGUGCUAUCUAUUUGCUACUCCCGGGAGCUUUGAAUCCUGUCAUUUACGGAGUAAGGACCAGGGAAAUCAGGCAACAUGUAGAAAAGUUGCUGUGUCGCAAGGAACCUGCCCAGGAGGUGGAGAAAUCAAAAAGGCUCCAGAAUGUGAGAGUGGAAGGGAAACUGCCAGGCUGA